AUGUGGCGCGAACUGGCUGCGAAACGGACGUUCAUAUCCUCGUCCGUGCUGCAGGAGCUGCGCCUGAACAAGAUCGAGGCUGAGAAGUUCCUGGCGCCGGAGGACACGACCCUGGACAAGGUCCGCACGACACUGCAGGUCGCGGCGCUCGCGGGGCUCAUGGCGGCGUCGUUCGGGCUGCACUGGAAGGUCGACCAGGUCAUCGCCAUCCUUGGCGGCACCGCGUUCCUCCUCGUCGCGGACCAGGUGGCGAACAUGGGCGGCGUCGAGGCGCUCGUCGUGGACACCGCGGCGCGCUUCGUCGACAAGGACUACGCGAACCGCGUCGCCCUCCACGAAGCAGGGCACUUUCUAACGGCCUACCUGGUGGGCCUGCUGCCGCGCGACUACUGCCUCUCGUCGCUCGACGCGUUCCGGAGGUACCGCGUCCUCAACGUCCAGGCCGGCUGCAAGUUCUGCGACGGCGCCUUCCAGCGCGAGGUGGCCAGCGGGAAGCUCAAGGCGUCGUCGCUGGAGCGCUUUGCGUGCGUGGCGCUGGCGGGCGUGGCGACGGAGUACAUGUACUUCGGGCGCGCGGAGGGCGGCAUCGCGGACGUGCAGCAGCUGGACGGCCUGAUGCGCGCGCUGGGGUUCUCGCAGAAGAAGGCCGACGGGGAGGUGCGGUGGGCGGUGCUCAACACAGUGGAGCUGCUCCGGCGACACCGCGCGGUGCACGGGCGGCUCGCGGACGCGAUGUACCGCGGGGAGCCCGUCGCGGAGUGCGUGCGGAUCAUCGAGGACGGGCUAAAGGACUGCGAGGACGUGUAG
Pedinophyceae sp. YPF-701 is the source of this 807-nucleotide messenger RNA. The record is from the annotation of a GenBank genome assembly. Lineage: Eukaryota; Viridiplantae; Chlorophyta; Pedinophyceae.